AUGUUCUUAUCGAGUAUGUUAUGUUGGGGCCUGUUUUUAUUCAUAAAUGUGGCCAUUGCUCAGAAAGUCUGUAAGUUUUGUCAUUAUAUGUUUAGUCUUAUUGACAUUCAUAUAACAAACUGUUACUACAUGUAAACGGUGUUUUGCAGCGGUGUUGUAUGAUGAUUUUGACUCGGUGGUAGGACCUCUAAUACGAACUCUGAAUAUCUCGUUAACAUACUACAAGGAUGUCUAUAACUUGAGGACUGAGAUGGAGCUGGCUUCCAUUCAAAUGGAGCCAAAUAUCAGUCUAGCAGGUGGGUGACGUGUUAUAAGCCGAAAAUUAUUUUUAAAUUUUUUAUUGUCAUUUCAUUAUUAAAACUCAAUAAAGUAAAGAAUAACUGUGUUUAGAAAAGAUAGCUGACUCAAACUUCCUGAUUAGUAUGACAACGGCUGAAGAGUCGAGCAAAAAGGUACUGGUCGCCGCUCAGAAUUCGAAUAUUCCGACGAUUCAAAUGCAGCUGACUUCUUGGAACGCUUCCUACAAAGGUAAAAUACGGUUUUCGAUUUAAAAAUAUGUAAAAUAUUGUUUUAGAUGAGCCCCAAAGCACGAUAACCGACAACUACGUCAUAUUGGUGCCAUCUUAUUUAGUAUUUGAUAAUUUACUGGCAGACUUCGUUAAUGCCAUGAAUGUGACUUCCGAGAUUACUGUAAUAUACAGCGAGGAGUACGGUAAGUAGAGAAUGUAAAUGCAGUGUAAUGUCUUUAAGCCUGAUUAGAUUAGUAUAAUUAAAAUUCUUUUACUUUUUGCAGUACGUGGAAUACAGUACGAAUGGCAAACACCCUUCAACAGCCUGAACGUAUCUGUAGAUUUUGUGAAGUCAGAAGAGACUGAUGACCUCAUAUCGUCUCAAUUGGCCGGAUUUGAACAAAAAACAAAGUAUCUGAUGUUUGUGACCGACACAUCUACGGUAGAGAAGUACGUGAGCUUAGGACAGAAGCAGAUAGCAACCGACAUGUUUACGUGGAUGGUCUUCACCAAAGACACGAUGCCCUUCAAGUGUUUCCAGAACUGUUCUGACGUCCAGCUAUAUUGGAGUAGAGUGAUCAAGACCACGGCCACAGAAGAGUUGGCCAACUUCACUGAGUUCCUGUGGUCAGAAGAGUUGGACAAACAGUUUCCCUUCUCUCAACAGACCUACAACCAUCUUCAGACAUCGUUCUGUCUCGAUGUUAUGUAUACCGUGAUGCGCUACAUGUUGGGAGGAAACAACGCUCAGGAGCUCGAGAUCGACCGAGAUGAAGAAGCUGUUCAAGUCAAUGCUACAGUAGCCGCUCUACUGAGGGAUGAGAGUAUGGACUAUGACUUUGGACCUUUCAGACAUCACUUCUCCCACUACUUCUAUCAGAUAACUAACGGAGUGAUUCUGAAGGUGGACAGAGUGAAGAGACUGCCCAAGGCCAAGUUCAACAAGUUGAUUGCCAAUUGGACAUACGUUGACGGUCUCAGACCAAAGUUUGGGGGUCUGGGGAUCGACGUGCGGAAUCUGACUCACUACAGGGUGGUCACUAUCUUGGUAAGGUGCUAUAACAAGAUACGACAGAUUGUUAAUGCUACAGUACUUUUUCGUAACACUAUUUAUAAUACUCUCUAACGUACGCGUCUUUCAGCAAGAACCAUUUGUUCAGACUGGCGGACCAGACGAGACCUUUGGCCUAACUGGAUACUGUAUCGACCUGCUAGUCAAGAUCCAGGAACAGCUCAACUUCACCUACGAGAUAUACGAAGUUCCGGACAAAAAGUUUGGGGUUCUGGAAUCGACCGGUAAUUGGAAUGGUCUGAUUGGAGAUCUCAUAUCUGGCCAAGCUGAUAUGGCCAUAGGACCAAUAUCAGUGAUAGCUGAAAGGGAGACCCAAAUAGACUUUACAGUACCAUUCUACGAUCUGGUCGGUACUACAAUAUUGAUGAAGAGGGAUGAGAUCGAGUACUCGUUGUUCAAGUUUCUUAUGGUAGGUCUUAAUUGGAUAUAUAGUUGUAUACGUAAAUAAUGUUAUGUUUAUCUCAUGUACAACAUUAUUUAUUUAAGCAUAUUAUUGUAUUGUAGGUGCUUGAAUGGCCAGUUUGGCUGUGUAUCCUGGGUGCCUACCUAUUCACAAGUAUAUUACUGUGGAUCUUCGACAAGUUCAGUCCAUAUUCUUAUACCAACAACAGAGAAAAGUACAAAGAUGAUACUGAGAAGAGAGAGUUCAACCUCAAGGAAUGUCUCUGGUUCUGUAUGACAUCAUUGACCCCUCAGGGCGGAGGGGAAGCGCCGAAGAACAUUUCUGGGCGAUUAGUUGCCGCAACUUGGUGGUUGUUCGGGUUUAUUAUCAUCGCUUCCUACACUGCCAACCUCGCUGCUUUCCUUACUGUAGCUAGGCUAGAGCAGUCGAUAACGUGAGUUGUAAAGUGCUCAAUGACUAAAUAUUUGUAGGAUUAUAUAACUUUUAUGGGCCAAUAAGGGUUAGGUUUUAAAAAAACCGAUUUUUAGAUCAUAGGUUUUGAUUUUAGAUCGUUGGACGAUUUGGCCAAGCAGUACAAGGUGGAGUAUGCCCCUCUUAAAAGUGGCGGUACCGAGACCUACUUCAGAAGAAUGGCUGAGAUUGAAGAACAGUUCUACGAGUAAGUGCUUCAGUCUAAAGCACUCACUUAUGACAACUGAAUACCUAAUUGUUACUCACUUGUGUUCGUUUUCUGCCUUUAGUGUUUUGAUAUGACCCUACAAUAAUAUUGGUGACUUUGUCAUAACAUUGAUGCUCUUGCAGUAUCUGGAAGAAGAUGUCACUCAACGAAAGCAUGAGCGAGAUGGACCGUGCCAAGCUCGCAGUCUGGGACUACCCGGUCUCGGACAAGUACACCAACAUGUGGCGCUUCAUGGUGGAGUCUCGGCUUCCAGAAACCGCCGAAGAAGCCAUCCAAAGGGUUCUGACUUCAGAAACCGGCUUCGCUUUCAUUGGAGACGCCAUGGAGAUUAAGUAUGCCACGCUGACAAAUUGCAAGCUACAACAAGUAGGACAAGAGUUCUCCAGAAAGCCGUACGCCGUCGCCGUGCAGGAAGGAAGCGCAUUAGGGUCCGAGAUUAGUAAAAUGUAGGUUAAUGUACGAAAACAAUAUUAAUGUACUUGAGGAUGGGGAAGGGAGAAGAUACACAGUCAACGCAAACACAAUUUAACAGUGCAUCUUCUUGACUUUACUGUACAAAAGUGUAAUUUAUACUGUAAAGAAGCCACAGUAUGUAUCAUGUUGUAAUAUGAGGCACACAAAGUACGAGUUUAUUUUGAGAGUGUUGAUGUAGUUCACAUGUCCAAUUUACGAUAUGAAAUUACUUAAGACAACUUAACGAGAAUUGAAAACGCAUUAGAUUGCUAAAAGUACAACAAUAUAUCACAUAAUACUAAAUUAAUAUCACAAGAUACAAUUACUACAACAGAAAAACGCAUCUAACGUCUUCAAACGUGAUAAUACUUUCAGCGUUCUUAAACUGUUAAACGAGAGACAGUUGGAGGCCCUGAAGGAACAAUGGUGGCACAAGAACGCCAAGAAGCAGGAGUGUAGUAAUGUAGAGGACGAGAGCACAGGUAUUUCUAUUCAGAACAUUGGAGGAGUCUUCAUCUUGAUCCUCGGUGGUAUAAUGAUAUCAUUGGUCAUCUUGGUGGUGGAGUUCUUCUACUACAAACGGCUGGAGGAGAAGAAUGUACAGAAAGAUACGGCGAUGCAGCCGGUCAGGGGACGAGACGGACCGUACUCGUUUCAGGAGACAUACUUUAGUAACCCUGCGCCUGAACCACGGGAUUGA
Bursaphelenchus okinawaensis is the source of this 3816-nucleotide messenger RNA. The record is from the annotation of a GenBank genome assembly. NCBI's taxonomy places the organism in Eukaryota, Metazoa, Nematoda, Chromadorea, Rhabditida, Aphelenchoididae.